Oryctolagus cuniculus (rabbit) is the source of this 1777-nucleotide messenger RNA. RefSeq names its product vesicle transport through interaction with t-SNAREs 1B (gene VTI1B). Gene Ontology annotation, molecular function: SNAP receptor activity; SNARE binding. The record is from RefSeq and is a predicted model, not a curated record. Gene Ontology annotation, biological process: intracellular protein transport; Golgi to vacuole transport; regulation of protein localization to plasma membrane. NCBI's taxonomy places the organism in Eukaryota, Metazoa, Chordata, Mammalia, Lagomorpha, Leporidae. Gene Ontology annotation, cellular component: endoplasmic reticulum membrane; ER to Golgi transport vesicle membrane; Golgi apparatus.
GCGCUCCGGGAAUAUCGCUCUAACGUGCGGUGCCGCUGUCCCUCAGGACCCGCUCGGCAGCGAAACCCUUCCGACUUUCCAUCAGGCUUUCGCGCACGGCGCUCCCAUAGCGUUAGGCUGGAGGGCGUGGACGUUCCGGCGCGGGAGGACCCCGCCGCGGCCCCGGAAGCGCCUCGUCCGCGGCGGCGGGGGCGCGGCGGUCGCCGUGAUGGCCGUGGGGCUGGGCGGCUGACCGCCGGGCCGGGAGCAAACUCAGAGCCCAGAACCUCGGCGGCCGCGGCCGUAGCUCGGCCUUCGUGAUGGCUACCUCCGCCGCCUCCUCGGAGCAUUUCGAAAAGUUGCACGAGAUCUUCCGGGGCCUCCAUGAAGACCUCUUAGGGGUGCCCGGGCGGCUGCUGGGGACGGCAGGGACCGAAGAGAAGAAGAAGUUGAUCAGAGAUUUUGAUGAAAAGCAGCAAGAAGCAAAUGAAACCCUGGCAGAGAUGGAAGAGGAAUUACGUUACGCACCCUUGUCUUUCCGCAACCCGAUGAUGUCUAAGCUUCGAAAUUACCGGAAAGACCUUGCCAAACUCCACCGGGAAGUGAAAAGCACACCUUUGACAGCCACGCCUGGGGGCCGAGGAGACAUGAAGUACGGAACAUAUGCCAUGGAGAAUGAGCACAUGAAUCGGCUUCAGUCUCAAAGGGCAUUGCUUCUGCAAGGCACUGAAAGUCUGAACCGAGCCACCCAAAGUAUUGAGCGUUCUCAUCGGAUUGCCACAGAGACUGACCAGAUUGGCUCAGAAAUCAUAGAAGAGCUGGGGGAGCAACGAGAGCAGUUGGAACGUACCAAAGGCAGACUGGUAAACACAAGUGAAAACCUGAGCAAAAGUCGAAAGAUUCUCCGUUCAAUGUCCAGAAAAGUGAUAACCAACAAGCUGCUACUUUCCAUUGUCAUCCUGCUGGAGCUGGUGAUCCUGGGAAUCCUGAUCUAUUACAAAUUCUUUCACAAGCAUUGAACUUUCUGAGUGGAGGAGUGUGGACCAGAACUUUGACCCUGUGAAUGAAGCAUGUUACUGCUGUGAACAUGCUGUGUAGCCGGAGUGUGGGAGGAGGGGGGGAAGAACAGCGACAAGACGAGUGAUAUACCAAGGUAAUAAAUGCUGUUUAUGACCCCUUUAAAUGUACAUAGUACCAUAACAUGUUCAUACCUGUGGACUGGGAAAAAUACAUUUGCAGUAGGAUUAUUGGUCACCAAAAUGCAGAGGGGCACCUGUACCGUUGUGAGAAUGCGCAGAUGUGCCCAUUAAGGCAGUGCUGACCCAGACAACCCCGUCAGUCUGUCCCCUCAAGUGCCUGCGGUUCUGGAAUGCCCGUUGUGAAAGACCGUCAGUGCAGUGUCUCCUAAAUUCUCACGCGCUCUGCAUUUUCCGAUUCGUGUGGUGAGCUGGGUGGAGGAAGUUGCUCAUAGACGGUGUGUCCUCCUUCCCUUGUCUGACCAAAACUUGAAGCAAUCACAUCCACCGCCAGGCUAGCUGUGGCCUUCGCCUCUUCGUCUGAAGCAGCUAACCGAGGAUUGACUUCAACCAGGUCCAGUGCUGACAGCAACCCUGGGAGAGCAGAGUGCGACAGAACCUCAGAAAGUCCCCUAGCUGCCACUCAUGAGGGUCAUCGCGCCUGGGCAGGAAGAAAAGCCCGGGAAGACGAGAAGCAUUUUCUACUAUAAGGUCACCUCUUGGGCCUCAUCCUCUUGGCCAUGACUUUAAAAUAAGGAAAUAAAUCAUUCUUUUUCUGCUAA